Uncinocarpus reesii 1704 is the source of this 459-nucleotide messenger RNA. RefSeq lists its product as uncharacterized. The record is from RefSeq and is a predicted model, not a curated record. The transcript has 2 exons. Gene Ontology annotation, biological process: regulation of transcription by RNA polymerase II. NCBI's taxonomy places the organism in Eukaryota, Fungi, Ascomycota, Eurotiomycetes, Onygenales, Onygenaceae. Gene Ontology annotation, molecular function: RNA polymerase II cis-regulatory region sequence-specific DNA binding; DNA-binding transcription factor activity, RNA polymerase II-specific. Gene Ontology annotation, cellular component: nucleus. The coding region runs from base 1 to 459 and encodes 152 amino acids.
AUGGUUUCAUUCCCGGUGAAUGCUUUCAACCCCCGAGGCGUCGACGAGAUGCUUUGCACCGGCCCCCCUGACGGGUAUUACGCCGUCGAAACCGGAAUGGGUGCCGCUUCGGCCGCUGGCUGGCCAGAACAGCCAGAGCAACACGACGAUUCGGAGCAGGCAAGCAAAUUGCCGCCAUCGGAGCAGGCUGAAGAAAGCCUGCAGGAUGAAGACGAGGAGAAGGUCGAGAAGCGCCGCAGAAAUGCAGCGGCAGCAAGAAAGUCUCGGCAGAAGAGGAAGGAAGAGGUGGAAAGCUUGCGAGCAGAGCUGGAGCAGACCCGGGCGCGGAACCGGGAGCUUGAAAAUUUCCUCGGCCAGUUCCAUGCGGCUGUGUCAGACAAUUUUGGCAAUGACUCUGACCUAGCAAAAGCCGUCAUAAGCCAAUACUGGCAAGGGCUGAUGCCUCUAUUAAGGAAAUAA